Messenger RNA from Trematosphaeria pertusa, 1292 nucleotides. RefSeq lists its product as uncharacterized. The record is from RefSeq and is a predicted model, not a curated record. The transcript has 3 exons. Lineage: Eukaryota; Fungi; Ascomycota; Dothideomycetes; Pleosporales; Trematosphaeriaceae. Bases 286 to 1200 code for a protein of 304 amino acids.
CUUUAACCAAGCCACAGCUUCCAAGCUCUUAAACGUCCCAUUCAUUCAUCUAUACUGAAAUAUCGAUAGCCUUCCUUUCUGUUAUGUGCUCACCUUUGUGCAACCCACACCCUGCACGCCGUUGCCCAGAAGCAUAAAGCUCCCAUAGGUCAGUGCUGUUGUGCGGGGGAAGCAGAAGCUUGCCCGCAUAUUGCGUCAACCCAGGUUGCGAUCACGAAUCUCGCACUACAACCACAUCGUGCAUUUCCGCACCCUCUUUCAGCAAUCAGCCACAGCACCAAGGCCAUGGACAGCAGCCAAGCAGCUGCCCCCGAUGCGGGAGGCCGCGUGAGCGUGAGCGCACAUGAACACCAGAGCAGCGCAUCCCACGACUCUACAAACACCAGUUCACCGACGACGCGCGACUCGCUAGAUCGAAAGAGCGUCAGCUUCUCCGAACCUCGCGAACCCUUCAUGGCCUCCGGCUCCCGCAAACGCAGCUUCCGCCGACAACAAGAACUCAGCGAGAGAGAUGCCGCCACCAGCUCAGCGGACGAGUCCGCGCCCAUAAUGAGGCACGCGCAGGGGAACUCGAAGAAUGAUUACCAGAGUAUAAGUCCGAGUAUAGCGGCGAAAGAGAGUGCGAAUGCGACAGGGACGGACGAUAGUGCAACGGCGCAGGAAGGCACUACGGGGACUGUGCAGACAGGCAGCACGCAGGAGAGAACGGCGGAAGCGGAGAGAGAGGCGGCACAGGUGGUAAGGAGGGAGGGCGGGAGGUGGAGGAAGUGGUUGGAAAAAUACGGCAGUGUGGAGUUGGAGAAUAAAGGGUCUGUAGCUCGCGACCAUCUAGCUCUAGAGCGCACCUUCCUCGCCUGGCUCCGCACCUCCCUUUCCUUCGCUAGCAUCGGCAUCGCAGUAACCCAACUCUUCCGUCUCAACACCACCAUCGCGCCCUCCAAUCCCUCCGACCCCAGUGCUACCCCGCAAGCACGCCUCCGCCACGUCGGCAAGCCCCUCGGCGCAACCUUCAUCGGCAUCUCUGUCGUCAUCCUCUUCAUCGGCUUCCACCGCUACUUCGAGGCCCAGCACUACGUUAUAAGGGGCAAGUUCCCCGCCAGUAGGGGCAGCAUAUUGGUAGUCAGUGCCGUCGCGGGCGCUCUGAUAUUGAGUAGUCUGGUUGUUAUUUUGGCUAUCGCACCGCGGGCUUUUGAGAGUUGAAAAAAGAGGACGCAUCUGCAUCGGCGUUCGGGCAUAUUGGGAGGGGUAUCUCGAAUUUUCCAUAUCUAUCUGAGUGAGGAUUAUUGAUCCUG